Rubroshorea leprosula is the source of this 1161-nucleotide messenger RNA. NCBI's taxonomy places the organism in Eukaryota, Viridiplantae, Streptophyta, Magnoliopsida, Malvales, Dipterocarpaceae. The record is from the annotation of a GenBank genome assembly.
CAGAUCUAGAGUAAUCAAAAUGUCUGAGGAAAAUGCUGCUACUAAUCCAGAGAAAUCAGCCGUGGAUGAGAAGGUUGAUAAGUUGGAACCUACAAUGCAAACUAUGGCUACUACUCUUCAGACUAUCAGUCUCACUUUGUCCACUUUGACUACUAGUUCGAUUCCUUCAUCUGCAUCCUUAGUGCCCACAACACUAGCUCCACUUGUCCCUAUUCCAUCAUCUACCAUCACAUCAAGUAAUCAUGCUAAGGAUCCCAUGGUCACACAAUUGCAAUUUCCACAUAUUUAUGAGAAUCAACCUCUAAUGGGGGAGUCAUCUUUGCAUGCUCCACAAAUAUCAUCUCUGCCUUUUGAAGCCUCAUACCCACCACUCGAGAUGAACAAGCCUACCAUGCCCACAACCACACUUCUUACCCUUAACAUACCACCUUCGAUAGGACAAGUACCAACUAUUCAACCUACUCCUUCAGUUGAGAUAUUGAGGCCUGCUUUAAAGGAUGGGAAGUCAAGAAAGGUUGAUCACAAGCUGCAACAGUUAGAAGAGGCUUUGAAGGCUAUGCAAGGACCGCAAGCUUAUGGUUCCAUUGAUUUGGAUGAUCUUUGCUACUAUCCAGGAAUUCAGACAAAUUUCAAGUUCAAACAGCCAAAUUUUGACAAGUAUGAUGGCUCGGGUUGUCCCGAUUCUCCUCUCCUUCUUCUUCUACCCUACACCGAACAAGGCCAGCCACCGACUACACACCCUCCCUUGAAAAGUCGAAAAUCUCGGAUCUGCUCUGCUCCUUCCUUCCUUUCGUCGGCUGCUCUUGCUUGUGGGUGUGAUUUUUUCGGUUCUAAUUCCCCCUGAAUUUCUCCUUCAUUCCCGUCGGCCUUUCCCCAAACUACAGCUCUAGUUUUUGCUGCUAAAUUCUGCUUUAGGACAAAAUUUAAGCAUUAAUUCAAGUGAAAUUUAUGUGAUUGAGUGUUAAUUGACUGUUGUGAGAUUUUGGAGAAAAAUCCCGUGAGAUUAGCUAUGGUUUGGCCAAUUUUUGGAAGUUGCAGUUAUUGUUCACUACGUAGUUACUGUUCAUGGGUACUAUUCAUGGGUACUGUUCACGCACUAAUGGCCAACAAUAGGAGAAUUUAAAUGUUUAGUUAUACUGAGAAUGAAAUUGAUAUGUUUGG